AUUUGAUGUGAAGUCACUUGGUGAGAGAAGUCAGACCUACAUUGCCAAGGAGUUUUUCUUUCUGCCUUAAUACUUUGCAGGAGUUUAGACAUCAUAAGUCUUAGACGCAAUCAUGGAAUCAAGGCAACUAAAUGAAGAUUUGAAUAAUGGGACCUCGAAUGAUAGCAACUGUGAUGUGUACAUCUGCCGCAACACAGCCAAAUUUCUUUUCCCAAUUUUUUACUUGGCUGUGUUUGUUGUUGGCAUAUUUGGAAAUGUACUAGUCCUUUACAUUACCUUUCAAAAACAGCAAAAGGUCAACUCGACAAGCCUUUACUUAAUCAAUCUAGCAGUUUCAGACACCUUGUUUGCUCUGGCCUUGCCUGGAAGAAUAACCUACUACAUCAGGGAGUUUGAUUGGCCUUUUGGUGAUUUAAUGUGCAGGAUUACCACUGUCAUAUUUUACACAAACACCUAUGUAGGCAUCGCAAUAAUGACUUGUAUAAGCAUUGACCGCUAUCUCGCGAUGGUCCACCCCCAUCAUCUCACAAAGCUUAGAAGAGUUGAGGUUGUGAGGAUAAUCUGUGGCCUUGUUUGGUUCUUGGUGUUUUGUCAGACAGCACCUCUGCUCCUCAAGGAAAUGGUGAGAACCGUGGAUGGCAAGGAAACAUGCAUGGAAUACUUCAACUUUGAAGCAUCUCCAAAACUGCCCUACCUGCUUUUGCUCGCCUGCACCAUCAGUUACUGCAUUCCUUUGGGGGUCAUUGUGUGCUGCUACACAAAAAUCAACCUGAAACUGUUCAACUCUGCAAAACACAAUCCAAUAACCAGCAGAUCUGGCCGCAAUAAAAGAGCCACCAACAUCAUACUUCUCAUCCUCAUUACCUUUGUACUGUGUUUCAGCCCCUACCACAUAAACAUCAUGCAGUUCAUGAUCAGGAAGAUUUAUUACCAGCCAACCUGUGAGGAACUUAAAGCCUUCAAAAUGUCUCUUCAGGUUACAGUGUCCAUCAUGAACAUGAAUUGUUGCUUAGAUCCAAUUAUCUACUUUUUUGCUGUGAAUAGCUACAAACAAAAGCUCAUGAGCUUGUUCAAGACCUACAUUUCCACAUCUACUUUUUCAUUAAAAACACCUUCUGACAGCAGCAGCAUUAGCUAAAUUGGCAUGUUUUGGCCUUAAUGCAGGUUUUGGCAAGUCAUCUAUCUCCUACCAGUCCCAGGAUCACUCUGCAGAUUGAACAAUGUCUGCACUCAAGAUGAACUAUUCAAGAACAUUUUGACAAAUUUCCAUGAAAAUAACCUUUAACAGUUUUUUUUUAAAACUGACAUCAGGAUAUUAUAUCAAAUCUAAAUUUCAAACUGAGGAAUUGAAAAUAAUUACUAUUUAAAAUAAGACAUGGAUACAAAGUUAGAUUUCUAAGCACAAUUCUAAGAUCACUUUUCCUACUGUACUUUAAUAAGCUGUUUGGAGUUUUUCUAUUUUAUUAAUGGAUGAAGGAAGAACCUGGUGUGACUAAAUUAAUGUUAAGGAUCGAGACAGAUUAACUAUAGGCUACAAGUUUCACUGAAGAGAUUAAAAUCUUUUGCUCUUCAAAAAGUAAAAUAAAAACACAAUUUAAUGCUUCCAUGCCUGCAAUUACAUUCUGUGAGCUGCUGAGAUUAUAUAUAUCUUGUUAUCUGACCUUUUCCAUAGGAAUAAUAACAUCAGAGAAAUCUUGAAAGAUGGGUGGGCUAUUCACUCUUAUAAACUGCUGGCUGCUGGUAACUCUGGCUUCUGUAUUGUAUGCAUGCUCACGUUUUUUGAGAAACUGAUUUUUGAACAUUUAUUAAGCUUAUCAGUUCAUUAGUGUAUAAGUCAUGAAUUAGCGAAUGUAAAUAAUAAUUGUAUGUUAAAGAUUCAGAUACAAAUUUAAAGUGAAUUUUGUCAUUUGGACUGAAUUUAGUAGUUUACAUUUUGUUUUUUUAGAUCACACAAAAAAAGACAUAAUUGCAUUUAUGUGACUGAUCUCGAUAUUAAUGUUCUUGUACCACUGUGCAAUUUAGAAAUAUGGCAAAGUUAAUAACAAUACAGUAAAAUGAGGUUGACUUUUCAGUAAAAUGAUGUUGCCUUAAUUUGUCUUAUAGUAAUAAGUCACGUUACAGUUGUAUUUUUUAAUACAAAAGUAUACUUUUGUAUAAAAUAUUCAUACAAUUAAGUAAGGUGUUGAAAUUGUACCGUCCUUGUUUUAAUGAAAUGUGAAACCUUUUCUAAAGGGCACUU
Molecule: messenger RNA, 2239 nt
Organism: Acipenser ruthenus (sterlet)
Lineage: Eukaryota; Metazoa; Chordata; Actinopteri; Acipenseriformes; Acipenseridae
Product: G-protein coupled receptor 183-like
Exons: 2
Coding region: 113-1138 (341 amino acids)
Biological process (GO): G protein-coupled receptor signaling pathway
Cellular component (GO): membrane
Molecular function (GO): oxysterol binding; G protein-coupled receptor activity
Source: RefSeq, a predicted model, not a curated record